Molecule: messenger RNA, 2302 nt
Organism: Physella acuta
Lineage: Eukaryota; Metazoa; Mollusca; Gastropoda; Physidae
Product: dye-decolorizing peroxidase YfeX
Cellular component (GO): cytosol
Molecular function (GO): peroxidase activity; heme binding
Source: RefSeq, a predicted model, not a curated record
ACAAGUCAAAUUUGUUCAUAAAGCCUAUCCCUGACACAAAAUGCUUCCAAAAGUAAAUAACAUGACAAUGCAUAUUUUAUCUAGAUCUAGAAUCUACCCAUAAUAUAAUAAUACUGCUACGCAGAGUCACCGGCAAACUGCUGGAAGCCAAGUCAAACAGCUUACGCUUUUAGAUUAAUCUCAUAGAAAAUGUUGUCAACUCGAACUUUAUGUGCAGUGAAGCCUUGCUUCUUUACAAAGGGUCUCAGAAGACAGUUGUCUACCAAGUUUUCAUUUGUGGCCAAAGGUAGAAAAGGAUUUAUUUUAGGCUCAGUAGUAGCUGGACUUACGGGUUAUGGCCUGUAUGAGACCUAUGGCAAGUCUAGCAACUCUGUCCUGUAUGCUGCAAAACCACGUGAUUACUCAUCAUAUAAUAAAUCAAACUCCCCUCAGCCUACACUUUUAGAAGUUCCACCUUCUAUUUCAACACCACCUAGUCAACCAUCAGUGUGGACACCUGAGAAGGACCAUGCCUUAUAUCUGUGGAUACACCUGAAACCAACAGCCAAUGUUAAAUGUGUGGCCAAAGUGGCAGCUAACCUACCUCAGAUGGUGAAUAUUGUCAAUGAUCCGGAGACAAGUGUUGAGGAUGACGAAGUGCUUGCAGGAGUGGGGUUUGGUGCCCAUUUUUAUACUAAGGUAGCUGGUAAACCAAAGGAGAACUUUACCUACCUGCAUAGAAAAGGACCACUUGGAGAAAUGCCCAGCACAGGUGGAGAUAUUUUUGUGCAUGCCAAAUCAAACAAUAUGGGUGUGUUGUUUGAUUUGUGUCAGUUGUUCAUUAAAAGUCUUCCUGAAAGUUGUAUUGAAAGUUUUGAAGACAUCUACAGCUUUCAGUAUCGAAAUGGAAGGGAUCUGUCAGGAUUUAUUGAUGGCACAGAAAAUCCAGCGGAUGAGGAGGACAGGCAAAGGGUAGCUGUUGACAUAAGAACUGGUGGGAGCUAUGUGCUUACUCAGAAGUGGAUUCACAACUUACAUUUAAUUAAUAAUACCAGAUCACACACUUUGGAGAGCUGGGUAGGCAGAACAAGAGAAGACAGCGUUGAACUUGAACGCAAAUCACCAACAUCACAUGUGGCCAGGAUGACUUCAGGGGAAAUCCCUCAAGAAACAAAGCCCUUUGAGCUGGUGAGACAGUCCAUGCCAUUUGGCAAUGUUCAUGGGGAUGCUGGCUUGUUUUUUAUUGCUUAUGCUGCAAGUCCUGCCAAUUUUGAAUACAUGCUGGACAGAAUGGUGGGCGCAGGAGGAGACGCACUCAGCGACGACAUCAUGAGAAUGACGAAGAAUGUCAAAGGGACUUAUUGGUAUUUUCCAGGAAAGGAAGAGUUGUAUGACCUAGCUGUAUCUUAAACUGUUUGAAAUCAAGUUUUUCUUUUAAACAAUAGUCUUUUAUUCUGAUAAAAGCUAUUCACUUACAAUAAUAUAUCUUGUUGUAAUACAAGAAUCUCAUUGUCUUUCUAUAGUGUCUAUCAUAAUAUAAUAAAAUAUUUGCUUGGUUCAUAUCAUAAAGCUUUAACUGUUAAGCUUGCAUAAAUUGAAGUAGACAGGAGAAAAUAGUUGUUGGUAAUGAGAGUAUAACAUGCCCAUUUUUCCUGUUUUUGUACAUAGUACUUUCAGAUAUUUAUUUUUUUACAUAGCAUCUACCAAAUGUAUCUUUCAUCGCUUUAUUUUAAUUGAAUUUUGAAUAUUUUUCUUUUUUAAGAUGUUUGUUGAGUAAUAUUCUUUAGCAUGUAUUUAAUUGAAUUUCACAAUAUAUAUUCCACAUUUCACCUACUGUUGUAAGGCUGCUUUCUUUUUGUUACUUGUUUUAUAAUUUUAAUAAAAAAAUAAAUAAACUUGGGUUGUUAUGUCAUUUAUGUUUAAGCUUAAGUUGAGGGUACAACCAUAUGUUAGUCAACCAUAUGAAAUAUUCUUGUCAUCACCAUUUAAAAUCAGUAUGUUAGCUUAUGUUGAUGAGCUGAUCAUUAUUAAUCCUUUUCAACAACCAUACACACAAAUCUAAAUUUCAAAACCUGCAUAUAAUAACAGGAAAAUGCAACACAAAUUGAAAUUCACCAUAUGCAAUAUAGUGGUUUUAGACUCAUGAUUUUGCCAGAAUAUUUACACAGUACCUGAGUAACUCUGUGAUGCUGAAUAAAGAUAUCAACUGUUCAAUUCAGUGCUGAAUAGUGUUAAUAGAUUUAUUAGUUAUGAAAAGCAACUGAAGUAUUCAUUUAGUCAAGAAGUUGGUGACCUCCCAAAAACUGUUUCUGGGGUUCGAGAC